Messenger RNA from Tribolium madens (black flour beetle), 966 nucleotides. Its product is annotated as proteasome subunit beta type-7-like. The record is from RefSeq and is a predicted model, not a curated record. The transcript has 3 exons. Lineage: Eukaryota; Metazoa; Arthropoda; Insecta; Coleoptera; Tenebrionidae. Gene Ontology annotation, molecular function: threonine-type endopeptidase activity. Gene Ontology annotation, cellular component: proteasome core complex. Bases 74 to 901 code for a protein of 275 amino acids.
AUCCCUAAAAUUAAAAAUUACGAAUCAUUUCACCGACUUGUUUCUUGUCGUUUUCAAUAAACAAAUCGCAAAAAUGUCGGUUUUAUGCCCCGAAAUUGCACCCCCGGGAUUCUCAUUUGCUAAUUGCAAACGAAAUGCUGUACUCGAAACUAAAGGCUUUCCGGUCCCCAAAGCCACCAAAACUGGCACUACGAUUGUUGGAAUCACUUACAAAGAUGGAGUUAUCCUUGGGGCUGACACCCGAGCCACUGAAGAUACCACAGUCUCUGAUAAAAACUGCGAAAAGAUCCACUACCUCGCCCCCAAUAUGUAUUGUUGCGGGGCCGGGACUGCAGCCGAUACAGAACAAACCACCCAAAUGAUUUCCUCUCAACUUGAACUCCACCGUUUGUUCACCAAUCGAAUUCCACGUGUGGCUACCGCUAACCAAAUGCUGAAACAGUAUCUCUUCCGCUACCAAGGGUACAUUGGUGCAGCUCUCGUCCUUGGCGGCGUUGACGUCACUGGGCCACAUUUGUACUCCAUUUACCCCCAUGGUUCCACAGAUAAACUACCGUACACUACCAUGGGUUCUGGUUCACUUGCUGCCAUGGCAGUUUUUGAGUCACGCUGGAAGCCCGAUUUAGAUGAGGAAGAAGGAGUUAAGUUGGUACGGGAUGCCAUCGCUGCUGGUAUUUUCAACGAUUUGGGGUCAGGGUCUAAUGUGGAUGUUUGCAUAAUAAGAAAGGGGUCUGUUGAUUAUCGCCGAACUUACGAUGAGGCAAACAAAAAGGGGGUCCGUCAGUCGUCUUACCAGUACCCCAAAGGGACUACUUCUGUUUUAAAAAGUAAAGUAAUCAAGGUUGAUGUGGUUGACGUUGCUGUUCAUUCUAUUGAGGCUGAGCAGAUGGAUACGGCUUAAAUUAAUUAAAUGUUUUUUCAAGUAAAUACAUUUAUUCAGUUCAUAAUAAAAUAUAUAAAAAAUGA